Nothobranchius furzeri (turquoise killifish) is the source of this 5047-nucleotide messenger RNA. RefSeq names its product solute carrier family 7 member 9 (gene slc7a9). Gene Ontology annotation, biological process: amino acid transmembrane transport. NCBI's taxonomy places the organism in Eukaryota, Metazoa, Chordata, Actinopteri, Cyprinodontiformes, Nothobranchiidae. Gene Ontology annotation, molecular function: L-amino acid transmembrane transporter activity. Gene Ontology annotation, cellular component: membrane. The record is from RefSeq and is a predicted model, not a curated record.
UGGAGCUCCUGGUUUUCACUUGGAUCAAACGUCCCCGCUGUUCUCACCUUCACUUGGUGUAGCAUCAUCUGUGUACUCACGUGGGCUUGUUAUAACACACCACUGGAAAUUAAUGGAUUUUCACUAAAGUGGUUCAUUUCCCAGCUAGAAUGGCUGAGAAGGAAGCACGCAACCACAGGAGGGAGUCGCAGAAUGGCUCCACCAGUCACGCCAAAGAUAAGAGCUCAGAAAAGGCAACAGUUCUUCACAAAAAUGUUGGCCUGAUGAGCGGCAUUUCUCUAAUUGUGGGAACGAUGAUUGGAUCUGGGAUCUUCAUUUCCCCUAAAUCUGUUUUGCUCUACUCGGGAGCUGUGGGACCUUGCCUCCUCAUCUGGACUGCCUGUGGAGUGUUAGCCACUCUGGGUGCAUUGUGCUAUGCUGAACUCGGUACCAUGAUCACCAAAUCAGGAGGGGAGUACCCUUAUUUAAUGGAGGCCUUUGGCUCCCUCUUGGCCUACCUUUACUCCUGGACCACCAUCAUGGUUCUGAAGCCAUCCUCCUUCGCUAUCAUUACUCUGAGCUUUGCAGAAUAUGCCUCUGCUCCGUUCUACCCAGGCUGCACUCCUCCUACUCUGGUUAUCAAAUGCCUCUCAGCAGCUGCUAUAGUCAUAAUCGUCAUUGUCAAUUGCCUGAGCGUCAAACUAGCGAGCUACGUGCAGAAUUUUUUCACAGCAGCCAAACUUGUCAUCAUCAUUGUCAUUGUGGCAGCUGGCAUCGUUCUACUGGCGCAAGGAAACACAGAAAACUUGACAAAUGCCUUUGAAGGCUCAUCAGCAUCUGUUGGAGCAAUUGGACUUGCAUUCUACAAUGGGCUCUGGGCUUAUGAUGGAUGGAAUCAGCUAAAUUUUAUCACAGAGGAGCUGAAGGACCCAUUCAGAAAUCUGCCGCUGGCGAUCAUCAUCGGCAUCCCUUUGGUGACCGUCUGCUACGUGUUGGUCAACGUUGCCUACUUCACCGUCAUGACCCCCACUGAGCUCCUGGUGUCUCCAGCUGUUGCCGUGACUUUUGGAGACCGAGUACUUUACCCUCUGUCUUGGAUCGUCCCUCUCUUUGUUGUCUUCUCAACGUUUGGAUCUGCCAACGGAAGCUGCUUCACUGCUGGAAGGCUGGCUUAUGUAUCUGGCAGAGAAGGUCACAUGGUAAAGAUCUUAUCCUACAUUAGCCUGAGGCGAUGCACUCCAUCACCAGCGCUUUUAUUUAACGGUGUUCUAGCUAUUUUUUACAUCAUCCCUGCAGACAUUAACACACUCAUUAAUUACUUCAGUUUUGCUCAGUGGGCGUUUUAUGGUCUAACAGCUCUGGCUCUCAUAGUAAUGCGCUUCACCAGGAAGAAACUCGAUAGACCUGUAAAGGUGCCGAUUGUACUUGCUGUUCUCAUGGUUCUGGUGUCAUGCUACCUGGUCUUGGCACCUAUCAUUGAUAAACCCGAGCUGGAGUACCUUUACUGCACCAUCUUCAUCUUCAGCGGACUCCUCCUUUACUUCCCGUUUGUAUAUUGGAAAGUAAACUGGGCACGCAGUUUCAUGAGACCCAUCACUAUGCAUCUCCAGCUCCUGAUGGAGGUAGUUCCUCCUGAGAAGAACGAAUGAGAAGGGACAUCCUGCUCUGCUAAGUCUUGAAGAUUUCUAGUCUUACUUUGGCGGUCUCUGUGUGAUAAUAAGAUGCUAAGAUAUCAUCGGAAAUCAGAGUGUCAUUGUUUUUAAAAAACAAAACUUGAUCCCAAAACUAAAGCUAUAAUUUACUUUUGAGUGAAACUUAGAAUACAAAAGAAAAUAGACAUGAUUAGGGUUAGAAUUCUUAUUUAUAUGCCAGAAAACCAAAGGAUAUAGUAACAAGGUUGACAGACACACAGAAUCCAAGAUGGCAGCACCUCCUUUGUAUGUGAAAUGUUUGUCUGAGUUCACCAGUUUUUAAGGACUUUUUAUCCUAUAUAUUUUAACAAGAUUUUAUAGCAGACAAAAGUCUCUCUGAAGCAAACUGGCUGGGCUAGAACAAGCUUUUAGCCUUCUAUCUGACUGAAAUUUGAACCAAUUACACUCUCAUAGAGCAAACUGGUUUGAGUUUGGGUUACCACACCCAUCUUUAAUUCCGGGCCUGUGCCUGCCAUCUCCUUCCAAAGGUGACCAGCUUAGGUCAGCUGUGUUCACCUGGAGUAAACCCACUCAAGCCAAGGCCUGCUACAUCAUUCUGAAGCUUACAGGUCUGUAACUGCUUCACUCAUCUGGAACCACACAGCCUGAGCCUUCAGACAUCCAAUUGGAGUUACCAGGCCUAAGCCUGCUGUGUUCUCCUGGGGUGGAUCAGCUUGGGUUUGCUGUUUGCUGUUGUAGCGAGUCAACACGAGCCUUGGAUUCUUACAUCUCCUGGAGCAAAUUGAACCGAGCCUGGGCCUGCUACAUUGUCUGGGAGCGAACCAGUCUGAGCCCAGGCUAGUUGUGUUUACUUAGAGCAAACCAGCGCUAGGAUUGCACCUUGUGUCUUUUGCCAGGCUUGCCCCCCACGGAGGUCAGUACUAUUCAACACUGUCAAGAGUUAAACAAGGUGGACAAUGGCGCUAUUAGUUCAGGGUGUCCGCGGGGUUUUAAAAAGUAUUAAAAAGUGAUAAAUAAAAAUAGUCAAAUUUACAGAUCUUAGCGAUCAUUGUGUUGUUGCAGUAUGUAAGGAUGUCAAGAUACCAAAAUGUAAGCCACGUAUAAUUUGUAAGAGUAAUCUUAAACAUUUUAAUGAACAAGCUUUUCAUCAUGAUUUAUCAGCAGUGAAAUGGGGAGAUAUAGAUUUAUUGCCAGACGUGGAGUUGGCUUGGACUUUUUUUAGAGAAAGUUUUAUGCAAAUUGUAAAUCGACAUGUUCCAUUAAAAAAAUGUAGGAUUAAGGGCCGUGAAAAUCCUUGGUUUUCACCAGAAUUGGCAAACAUGAUACAUGAACGAAAUAGAGCUUGGGACAAGGCAAGAACAACAGAGUUGACUACUGACUGGUCUGUUUUCAGGCAGCUGAGAAAUAAAUGUACUUCUCUGAUCAAAAAGGCAAAAUCUGAAAAUUUUCUAUCAGUCACCACAGAAAAUCUUAAAGAUCCUCAGAGAUUCUGGAAAGUGAUCAUGUCUUUUGCUGUGGAAAAGAUCUCUCAGGCUCUUCCUACAUUUUUUCUUAGAGAUUCAGUUCCAGUUUAUAACAGACUCGAAAUCUUAAAUUGUUUUAACGAACAUUUUCUUUCGGUGGGUUCCCUGUUUAAUUUUGUAGGAACCCCUUUGAUAAAAUAUGGCAUAAUACCCCCAGAUUUUUCUGGAGCUCCUUUUAACUUUAAACCUUUUACAGUGCAUGAAGUUCAUAAAGCUUUAAAAAGCAUAGAUCACAGAAAGCCACCUGGACCUGAUUUUAUGGAACCUUAUUUUUUAAAGAUGGCAGAGGAUUAUGUGGCAGAGCCACUUUCAAUUCUUUUUAAUCUUUCAAUUAACUCCAAAGAAAUUCCAUCACAGUGGAAGUCAGCAUAUGUUUUACCAUUAUUAAAAGGAGGAGAUCCAGCAGUUUUGAGAAAUUAUAGGCCAAUAUCAAAUUUAAGCGUUCUUUCCAAGAUAAUGGAGUCACUUGUCAGUGUUCAGCUAAAAGAGUUUUUGUCUAUUAAUGACAUCCUCUCGAAAUGUCAAUCAGGUUUUAGAAAAGGGUACAGCACUACUACAGCUGUUAUGAAGGUGGUUAAUGAUAUUAUAGUAGUACUUGAUAGGAAACAGUUUUGUGCCUCACUGUUCAUAGACCUAUCUAAAGCUUUUGAUACCGUUGACCAUGCUAUUUUAAUAAACAGAUUAAUAAGCCUUGGGUUGUCAGAACACUCAGUAGCAUGGUUCUCAAAUUACCUGACUAACAGGACACAGUGUGUUAAAUGCGAGGAUCUUUGCUCUGAUUUUGGGGCUGUCCAGAGGGGGGUGCCCCAGGGCUCAGUCCUGGGGCCCCUCCUAUUUAUUUUGUACAUCAAUGACUUGGGCCAAAAUAUUAAAGAUGCUAAUAUCCAUUUCUAUGCAGAUGAUACGAUCAUCUAUUGUUUUGGAACAUCACUUUCUCAGGUUGUUGAAUCCUUGCAGAAAGCAUUUGACUUAGUCCAGCACUCAUUGCAUCAGCUAAAGCUAACCCUUAAUGCUGAGAAGACUAAGUUGACGUUUUUUACAAAUAGACAAAUACCGAAUAUUGUUCCUAAACUAAUCACAUUGGAAGGGAAAGUCAUAGAGAUGGUCCAUGAGUAUAAGUACCUAGGUGUUUGGAUAGAUAACUCCCUUACCUUUAAAUCUCAUAUAGACAAACUGGUGAAAAAAUUAAAACUAAAGCUGGGUUUCUACUUCCGUAAUAAGUUGUGUUUUUCUUUUUAUGGAAAAAAGCAACUUGUCACUACUACCUUUUUAUCUGUACUAGAUUUUGGUGAUCUUAUAUAUAUGAAUGCUUCUUUAACUGUGCUACAAAAACUGGACUCUGUUUACCAUGCGUCUCUGAGAUUCAUCACAAACUGUAGAGCCAUAACACAUCACUGUGAAUUAUAUUCACGAGUGAAAUGGCCGUCAUUGGCAAUAAGAAGACAAAAUCAUUGGUAUGUUUUUAUUUAAAAGGCAGUGUUUGGAUUGUUACCUCCUUAUAUUUGCACUUUAAUCACACGAAAAAAUGUUGAUUCCUAUUCUUUAAGGUCUAACGAUCAGUUGCUACUUUCUGUUCCUUUUGCUCGCACACGGUUAGGAAAGAGAGCCUUCGCCUGCUCUGCUCCUUCUGCUUGGAACCAGCUGCAGAAAACCUGGAAAAUGACUGAGCAGGUUUCACUAAAUGCCUUUAAAACCAAACUGAAAGCUUCAGAGACUGCAUUAGUAACUUGUAACUGCUUUUAAUGAUUGAGUGUUUUAUCAUUGUCAUUACGUUGUAACUGUUUGUAUUUUUUGCUGCCUCUUGGCCAGGACACCCUUGUAAAAGAGGUUCUUAACCUCAGUGGGUCUCUUUCCUGGUUAAAUAAAGGUUAAAUUUAAAAAAAACAAUAGCCA